AUGUCUUUUCAUCCUAAUCAUUAUUUAAAUGGUUUGAACUUGGAAUAUGAGGAUACCACAACCUCACCCAAUAAUAACAAUAACAUGUUUUCACCUUCAUCAGCUAAUAGCCAUGACUUGAUCACUGAAGAGGAUAUUCAACAACACCUUGACUUGUUUAGUGGCGCAGCUAACGAAUUUUACUCAUUAGAUGUCGUUGGUGAUGACACUGUUGUCCCUAUUAAACCAGUGCAACAGUAUCAGCAACAACAACACCACAACAACCAACAGUUGGAGCAACAAUACAAGGAGUCAUUUGCAAGACCUAACCAACAAUCAGUUGUAAAUUCAAAACUACCAACUACCCACGAUAUUGGAUUGACAGCCAAUGCAGCAAACAUUCCAUCUCCAUAUUCAGUAGCGUCUACUCCUUAUACUCCUUCAGCCAAUACUGUCACCAAUGCAACUUGGAACGGAAUACUGUCAUCUCAAGGUGCACUUGACGACAAGAAAAAGAGAAAUACUGCAGCUAGUGCAAGGUUUAGAAUCAAAAAGAAGUUGAAGGAACAAGAAAUGGAAAGAAAAGCCAAAGAAUUAGAAGAUAAAGUUGUGGCAUUAGAAAAGAAGUUGAAGACUAUGGAAAUGGAAAACAAGUGUUUAAAGAGCAUAAUAUUUCAACAAAACGAACAAAAAAAUAUUGAUUUACUAGAAUCGAUAAAGAAGAAGUCAAUUAUGGAUAGUAAAUCAAAUUUCGAAUACACUGUCUGA
Messenger RNA from Lodderomyces margitis, 747 nucleotides. It is a transcript of the gene MET28, whose product is annotated as Met28p. Gene Ontology annotation, biological process: regulation of transcription by RNA polymerase II. NCBI's taxonomy places the organism in Eukaryota, Fungi, Ascomycota, Pichiomycetes, Serinales, Debaryomycetaceae. Gene Ontology annotation, molecular function: RNA polymerase II transcription regulatory region sequence-specific DNA binding; DNA-binding transcription activator activity, RNA polymerase II-specific. Gene Ontology annotation, cellular component: nucleus; Cbf1-Met4-Met28 complex. The transcript has a single exon. The coding region runs from base 1 to 747 and encodes 248 amino acids. The record is from RefSeq and is a predicted model, not a curated record.